GAAUCACUCCAGAUUUGGCAACCUAGUAAUCACACUGACUCCAGCUGCCCUAUCUGUCUCCAGACAGCCACUCUGCCAGUAGAAACCAACUGUGGACAUUUAUUCUGCGGUUCCUGUCUGAUCACAUACUGGAAACAUAGUCCCUGGUUAGCAGCAAUAACGUGCCCUCUCUGCAGACAAAAGGUGGUUCUUCUGGAUAACAUCUCUUGUGAAAAGCAACGAGAUAAGCCAAGUAAACAAAUUGCACACGACAUCCGAGAAUACAACAAGCGUUUCUCAGGGCAGCCUCGACCUUUUGCAGAUUACCUUUAUGACACACCAUUAUUCCUGACUCUUGCCUUGCGAGGAAUCUUCACCUGGGGUGGUCUCGUAUGGAUUUUUUUCCUAAGAGUUGCUGUUUGCUCCUUUGGAACAAUCAUAUGCUUGUCUUCUCCAUUUGACACGAAGCCUGGGCCUCUCUGUAGGACACUCGGAGCAGCUGAUGACAUGGUGGUUGUUUCCCUUCUUUUAAUUUCCAUGAUCAAUAUUUGUCAGCAAAUUGCAACUAAUGGAGUAAAUAUGGCAAGGUCUGCAGCUCCAAGCGUGCUGUCAGAGUCCUGA
Molecule: messenger RNA, 600 nt
Organism: Apaloderma vittatum (bar-tailed trogon)
Lineage: Eukaryota; Metazoa; Chordata; Aves; Trogoniformes; Trogonidae
Product: E3 ubiquitin-protein ligase RNF170-like
Exons: 4
Molecular function (GO): ubiquitin protein ligase activity
Source: RefSeq, a predicted model, not a curated record